AUGAAGACAUAUUUCUCCUGCUGCUGCCCAUCCCUGAUCCCUAGCAGGGAAACUGCUCGCAUCUCCUUGCUCUGUGUGCUCAUUGCUCUUUACAUGCUGGCUGGCGCUGCCUUAUUUUCGUCCUUGGAGAGACCAGCAGAGCUAAAGGCCCACCAGCUCUGGGAAAGGAGGCUAAGAGACUUCAGCUAUGAACAUAACAUAAACCUUGAAGACCUGAAAUCCCUGUUGUGUCACUAUGAAGAGGCCAGGACUGCAGGCAUCAGGGCAGAACAAGGCAGAGCUCUAUGGGAUAUACACGGUGCCUUCUACUUUGUGGGAACAGUAGUCUCCACCAUUGGGUUCGGAGUGACAGCCCCGAUCACUGUUACGGGGAAGGCCUUGCUCGUUCUCUAUGGGUUGCUGGGCUGCUCGGCUACCAUACUCUUCUUCAAUCUCUUCCUGGAGAGAGUCAUAACAAUGCUAAGCUUGCUUAUAUUUAGGUGUCACAGAAGGAGAAUCAAACACAGUGGACUGCAGGGCCGAACCAGUGAAGAUGACAGAAAUGAAGACUGGAAACCAUCUGUAUACCAAGUCACAUUCAUCCUUUUUGUAGCUGUCCUGCUGGUUGCUUGUGGGGCUGCCUCUCUCUAUUCAGUCAUGGAGGGCUGGACUUACACACAGUCCCUUUACUUCUGCUUUGUGGCGUUCAGCACAGUGGGCUUUGGGGAUUUUGUUAGUGGCCAGAGAGAGCACCAUGAGGACACAUGGGCGUACCAGGUUGCAAACUGUCUCCUGAUGCUCUUGGGAGUGUGCUGCACUUAUUCCCUCUUUAACACCAUCUCUGUGAUCAUCAAACAGGGUUUUGACUGGAUGCUGAGAACACUGGCAUGGGUGUUUGAUGACACUGUGAAUGGUCAACAGGUGCAAGCUACCCCCAGUUCAGGCCAUGUCAUGAUGUGGCACUACUGUAUCAGAAAAACGCUUCAGCACGGCACCUCGGCUCAACCACCUUACUUCAUAUGCCAGACUGACAGCACGGGUCCAGUCCACUCCGACCCUGUCCAGUGCUUCAACGAGAGCGCUAAAAAUGUCAUCCGCUUUAGUGGUGUCUGUCAUAGGAACCAACUCAAGGAACUCUUCGGUGACCGUCAAAGUCUCAUCUACACCACGAAUGAAUAUGGCCAGUUGAGCAACAUCUGUAAUGUCAGUGCUCUCAUCGAUUGCAACUGA
This is a messenger RNA of Gymnodraco acuticeps, 1209 nucleotides long. It is a transcript of the gene kcnk20, whose product is annotated as potassium channel subfamily K member 13. Lineage: Eukaryota; Metazoa; Chordata; Actinopteri; Perciformes; Bathydraconidae. The transcript has 5 exons. Gene Ontology annotation, molecular function: potassium ion leak channel activity. Gene Ontology annotation, biological process: potassium ion transmembrane transport; stabilization of membrane potential. The record is from RefSeq and is a predicted model, not a curated record. Gene Ontology annotation, cellular component: membrane. The coding region runs from base 1 to 1209 and encodes 402 amino acids.